AUGCCGUCGCUCGCGCGCUUAGCACCCGCCCGUGUGGUUGCCCGACCGACUCUGUGCGUCAAAAGUCGGCGUGGGGUGACCGGGGUAUCCAUCGACGAUGCAAGAGGUGGCACUCGCCCAGCGAUCUGUUUCCCAACUGGCCCCAUCCCGGUUGGUCCGCGAGCGAGGUCCCCGAUCGCUCCCAACCGAGCUGUUGGGCCCGAGGCGGUGACCGCGGCGGUGACAACGGUCGAUGCCUUCGGCGUGAGUGCCGAACAGUGGGAGCUGAUCGAGGGGAACCUGUUCGGCGCGUCCCUUCUGCCGUACCUCGUCUUCCUGUAUUACCUCGGGAUGCCGGAGAGCAAGAUGCCGCCGAGGGCGCUGUUUGGGUUCAAGUUCCUCCUCGUGUUCGUGUUUGGGACCAUUCCGUGCGCGAUUUACGCUAAGCUGGUGUACAACGACAUACUCGCCAACGUGGACUGGCUCCACGGACCCGCGGAGUCCCUGCUCACCAUCACUAAUCUCCUCAUCGUCAUCGGCUUGAGGGAGGGGCUGAGGGACCUGAAGGGCGGCGACGGGGGAAAGCGAUCGAAGGUGAGCUCCGUGAGCGGCGCGCUCCUGGGCUGGAGCGCGGCGGCCACCACGGCGACGCUCGCGGCGGUCGCGGCGGGAGCGGGCGGGGGCGUUGGGAACGUUGCGGAGGCGGCAGAGUCGGCGGCGUCCAUUGCCCCCGCCGUGGGCGACGUGGCGGCGUCGUUCUUCAGACACGCCGAGCCCGCCAACGCGCUAUCGCUGCCCACCUGGGUCAUUCACGUCUCUAGUCUCAUCGAGUGGCUGGUGGCCAUGGGUCUGAUAUGGGAGUAUGCGGACGCGACAGGGAAUCAAAAGUACAAGGGUCUGACUUGGGGAAUGGUGCCGUGUCACGCGAGCGGAAUUGCGGCGUGCACGUUCCACUUGUUCUAUAACAGUCCCGCACUGAACUCCGUGGUGGCCACUCAGGCGGGACUCACAGUGCUGGGAAACACGACGAUCGCCAUAGCGGCCUACCGCAUCGCCAUCGAAGGAGGGGCAAAGAACACGCUGCCUUGGGAGGAAGGGUUCGUUGCUCCGUGGAAGAAGAACGACCCUAUUGGCGCGACAACGGAUGCGAAGGUGGAUGAGGCCGGUGCCGAAGAUUUUGCGGCGAAUAUCGAAGAAGGCGCGACGGCGAAAGAGGGUGGACUGGCGGGAUGGGAAGACCUCGGCAAGGUAUGGGCGGGAGAUUCAGACUUGGUGCUUAUAUUGAAGCUUGCGUUGGUGUCCACCGUUGUUUCGGCGGCGGUGAAGUGGGGCUCCUUGGAGGUGGACUUUCCCUUCGAACCCAGCGUGUGGCUGGCAUUCACCCUCAUCUUCGGACCGACGGCACUGAACAUGAUCAAAUGGCAGCAAAUAUCUGCGGAGGAGAGAGCCGCACGGUGA
Micromonas commoda is the source of this 1437-nucleotide messenger RNA. RefSeq lists its product with no specific name. The coding region runs from base 1 to 1437 and encodes 478 amino acids. The record is from RefSeq and is a predicted model, not a curated record. The transcript has a single exon. NCBI's taxonomy places the organism in Eukaryota, Viridiplantae, Chlorophyta, Mamiellophyceae, Mamiellales, Mamiellaceae.